AGUGCCGCUAUUGUACACUGUCCCAGUACGUGAUUGUGCGGCUCUGUUUUAUAAAAUGUGGAUUUUUGGCCAUGCAUCCUUGAUUUGGAAUCCCGAGUUCGAAUACGAAGACAGAGUGGCUGGAUACGUUAAGGGAUACACGAGGCGAAUGUGGGGGAAAUCAACGAGAUUCAGAGGUACCCACGAGAAUCCUGGCAGAGCAGCAGUUCUAAUUGAAGACCCACAGGGCAUUACAUGGGGUGUGGCGUACGAAAUAAAAGAUGAGAAUAAAGACAAAGUUUUUGAAAAGCUCCAGUCACGAGAACAGCGGCCGCCAUUCCCUUUGACAUUCUACCCCCACACAGAAAACAGCACGCCUAUUGAUGUGUUAUCAUACAUUGUUAUAAACGAAGCCAACAGACACAUACAUUCGUCUUAUAUCGGACCAGAGGAUACGGAAACUACCGCCAAACUUAUAGCAACUGCAAUCGGACCGACGGGACUGCGCAAUGAUGACUACCUUUUCAAAUUGGGAGAUUUCUUACGAGAAGUUCCUUCUGCAGAUGAUCCUUACAUCUUUGAACUGGAAACGUUGGUAAAAAAGUAUCAAUCUUGAGUUUUAAUGUGCUAACAUCGUCUGUACACCAUUAUCUGUAUUGAAAUAGAAAUAGAAAUCAUACAAAUCCAAUAUCUAAAUCAUAAGUCUAACGGGGGAAAGUACAAGUCCAUGGACAAAACACGCUAUACGAGAGACACAAACAGUGAAAGAAUGACAUGUGGAUCCCAAGG
This is a messenger RNA of Saccoglossus kowalevskii, 768 nucleotides long. RefSeq names its product putative glutathione-specific gamma-glutamylcyclotransferase 2. The record is from RefSeq and is a predicted model, not a curated record. Gene Ontology annotation, cellular component: cytoplasm. Gene Ontology annotation, biological process: glutathione catabolic process. Gene Ontology annotation, molecular function: glutathione specific gamma-glutamylcyclotransferase activity. NCBI's taxonomy places the organism in Eukaryota, Metazoa, Hemichordata, Enteropneusta, Harrimaniidae.